This is a messenger RNA of Fibroporia radiculosa, 1809 nucleotides long. RefSeq lists its product as uncharacterized. The transcript is spliced from 8 exons. Lineage: Eukaryota; Fungi; Basidiomycota; Agaricomycetes; Polyporales; Fibroporiaceae. Gene Ontology annotation, biological process: copper ion import; iron ion transport; intracellular iron ion homeostasis. Gene Ontology annotation, molecular function: ferric-chelate reductase activity. The record is from RefSeq and is a predicted model, not a curated record. Gene Ontology annotation, cellular component: plasma membrane. Bases 1 to 1809 code for a protein of 602 amino acids.
AUGACCACUCCCAUCUACAACAACUCAGAUGUCCUCCAGCCGCAGGCCGGCCACAGAGGACCCAACGAUUCCGCAGUUGUAUUUUGGGUCGACAUAUUCUUGGUCGGCAUCCUUGCUCUUUUCACUCUUAUGCAGCUCCCUCGGAUUCUAGCACGCCUUACCAAUACAGAGGAGGCAAGAUUUGGACACCUGCUGUAUACCUCUCAAGACCUCUCACGGUCCCGUUUCACCAGUCUGAGCAGUGCUAAUACCAUGUCUUCGCACGCCCCCCUCUUUCGGCGUCCAAGUGCUGAGGAAGAAAAGGGUGUUCAGCCCAUCGUAGUACCCCGCCACAUUCCUUCAUGGACAGCUGUGCUGCGGCCCAUUACUACCAUUCUCCGAAUUCCAUUCAUAGGCAGGAUCCACUUCGGCGGUGGCCUCCUACUGACCGGCUACUUUGUAACUCUCCUGUUUGCUGGAGUUUAUAAGACUAGCCUUUUCAUGAACCAAGUUAGGCCAGGCUAUGUCGCUGUGUCGCAGAUUCCCUGGGUCGUGGCCUUUGCGACGAAGAACAAUAUAAUCAGCUUUGUGUCAGGUAUCGGAUGGGACCACCUGAAUUACAUUCAUCGUUUUUCUGGCCGACUGCUAGUCAUCGCUGCUAACGUCCACGCCAUCGGUUUCAUAUAUCGAUGGACCAUUGCGGGGAGUUUUACCAAACACAUCUCUCAGACGCGCUACACCUGGGGUAUGGUUGCUCUCGUAUCGGUAGAUGUCCUGUUCUUUUUCUCUCUCGCCAUCUGGAGACAACGGGCACACAACAUUUUCUUCCUCUCCCAUCUUGUGGCAUUCAUACUGUUUUUGGUCGCGGUAUGUCUGCACAUGCCCAGUAUCCUCUCCUACGUCUUGGCCGGCGCUGGAAUAUAUGCACUUGAUGUGAUUCUUCGCGCAUUCAAAACACGCGUUACUACUGCGCGCAUAUAUGAUGUCCCAGAGCUUUGUGCCACUGCAGUCGAAGUGCCAUCUCUCAAUGCGGGCUGGCGCGCAGGCCAGCACGUCCGGGUGCGUGUACUCUCUGUCGGAAUGGGAUGGUAUGGCUGGGCAGAGGCACAUCCGUUCACCAUUGCAAGCGCCAGUUUGGGCACGACGCGGCAAGGUCUCGUCCUCUUAUGUAAGAUAGCGGGAAGGUGGACACAAAAAUUGUACCAACUGGCAGCUGACGACACGCGGAAAGAAGAUGCAGGUGUCGGCAUCAACAUCAGGGUGAUGGUGGAAGGGCCUUAUGGUGGGCCGGGAAAUACGAUGAUGUCAAGCUUUUCUGGAGCAUUCAUGAUCGCAGGAGGGAGUGGGAUCUCGUACGCGCUAGCCGCAGCUGAAGAAUUACUUCAGAAGGCAGCAAGAAAUACGAGCAGUGUAACCAUCUUGGAUCUUAUCUGGGUAGUCCGUCAUCCAGAGGCGCUGGCUCCAUACAUUCCUAUCUUUUCCUCCCUCAUGGCACUGAGUGUGACGACAACAACCGCUUUGCAAAUUUCUAUUUUCUACACGCGUGCGGAGACACACGAGCACAACUUCAGCGCACUUGAAGUUCCUGAAGGGAUUACGCUCAAUCCCGGUCGACCAAGUGUGGCGCUGCGGUUGCAGGAUCUCCUCAGUCGUACGCGCAAUGCGACUCUCCUUCCAGGAUGUGGUAGCAAGCCCAGGGGCGUUUUCGUUGGCGUGUGUGGUCCUGGACCCUUGGCUGAUGAUGUCAGGAGAGUGAUCGACAAUGUCGAAUCUGGGGAGCAGAGAGAGUUGGGCGGCAUUGAAUUGCAUGAAGAGAUCUAUGCUCUGUAG